CCAGUCUCUUCAAAUCAUUCAUUUCAUGCAAUACGAAAUUUUUUUAUUUGUUCACGUUUAAAAAAUACAAUAAAAAUAAACAACAGGAAAAUUUAAGUCAAUCUGUUUUGUGAUAUUUUGUGCAAUUUCUACUUAGUUCAGAGCCGUGUUGUUUUUUAAUUUUCUUCGCUGUUAUUUAUUGCUGGAAAAUGUGUUUAUUUUCUCAAUUUAUUUUUGAAAUGUGAAGUGGAUUUAGAUGUGUUUUAGUCGAAAUAAUUCCCAUGUUCACAUGAAGUGAAAGAAAAACCUACACCAACAACCAAUUUCUUUCGUUUCGGUUUUUCGUACUCUCGUGUAAAUUGUUUGGCCAAACAAUAUUACAUUUCGCGAAUAAACAAGAAUUUUGUGAUCCUUUUCCUAAAUCGGUUUUCAUGUCAAUUGUUAGUAUAAUAGAGAAAAAUGGAAAAAAUCGAAUUGAAAAUUCAUAAACCGAAACCGACUCGAAUGGCCAGCAUCGAAGAGACGAUACAGUUGGCAAGAAUACAGCAAGUGGCAAGCACAUCGGCAUUGUAUGAAAGAAAUCAUAAUCAGAAAGCUCUCAAAGUCAUAACAGUCGCUGCCUAUAUUUUAUUUGUUUCUAUGGCAGCUAUAACUCUGUCGUUCUACUAUGUAUUUAUAUGGGACCCAACAACCAAAACAGUGCCAUCAAGAUCAUCCAGUAAUUGCGACAACAAAAUUGUGAUUCCCGAAAGUAUGGCCGUUCGUUUGGCCAAUUCCACCGAAGUGACGGCCGAAAAUUUCUUCAAAAAUUUCCUAAAAUUGUACCAAACACAAAAACUCGACGAUCCCAUGAUUGAAAUUAAAGAAAUGAAAACCAAACCGAAAUCGGCUAAGCAUGUCCUGAUCAAUGCACUGAAUCCACGGCUAACGAAGGCAACUUACCAACUUCCAACCACAGUGUCCACUUCCGCGGAAUCAAUGGAUGCCGGCUACAGUACACCGGCCGCAUCGACUACCAUUGACUUUCUGCCGAAUCAAGACGAUGAUGAUGACGAUGACGACGACGACGACACUGAAACCGAUUCAGAACCGGACUAUGAAUCGAGUGGACAGAAAAAUUGGAACGAUACGACCAUUUUAUUGGAUGAAGAUAGGAACAGUGUUUGAAGUGGAUUGUAGGGUAGAGUCGGUAGAGUGUAGAAAAAGGGUAUCGAUAAAGAUAAUUUAGAAACAGAAACAAAAAAAUGGAAUUUCUAAGUCCAAAUUAUAAUGGGAACAUAGCAAAAACGAAUUAAAAACUUUUUAGAAUAUUGAGGUCAGUUGCUUCGAUAUAGAGAGUAAUGUACCAACACUGCUAUACAUACUUAUUCAAAACACACACACAACACACACACAAAUAGCGAAAUUUUCGAUUAAAUUUUUGAAUUCUAUCAAUGGAAACGUUAAGAGGGAUUACUGCUAAUAGCUGGCAGCUAUUUCUAUGACUUCAUUCAAGUCACCGAGAAUAUGGCAGUUAUUAUGAUAAUAGCUUGUAACUGACCUGCUCCACAUAUUGAUUUCUUUUCGUUUUUGUAAAGAUUCAAUUACGUAAUCCAUCACACAGCGUAAUGCGAUUAGGUUUUAUGUUUUUAAUUUAAUACUUGGAAUAACGAUGCCUUAACGAAAGAAGAAGAAGAAAAAAAAACAUUUUAGACAACCAAAAUUUUGCAGAUUUAUAAAAAGGGAAUGCAGAGAAACAUGCAGUCAGAGAUGGAGGAGAAGAGAAGGAAUCUAUGGAACAAAAUUUUACGGAUCUGUGCGUGUGCAUUAUAGAACUGUAUACUAUAUAAUGCAGUGUGCACCUUUCAACUAUGGUAUAGAAAAAUUGAAAUUAAUUGUCAGUCUCUAGUCUUGUUUUCGUUUAAAAAAUAUAUUUAUGAAUAUUUACGUAAGAGGGAUUAUAUGUUGAUCUAUAUAAAAAUAUUAUUGAAGUUAAAUUGAGAUUAAAAACUAUCAAAUUACACAAAUUGGUACAUAC
Molecule: messenger RNA, 1996 nt
Organism: Bradysia coprophila
Lineage: Eukaryota; Metazoa; Arthropoda; Insecta; Diptera; Sciaridae
Gene: inaF-D
Product: trp-interacting inaF-D
Source: RefSeq, a predicted model, not a curated record